CCUAAAUCGAGGUUUCCGCCACAUAAGAAAUCGACGCCUGAAAUCUUCUCCUAGAUGAGCGUGUUCGGCGGAGACAGCUGGGCUCGUGAGGCUCAAUACCGGAAGAGAAGAGUCGACGAUUUACUUUUUGAAGGCCUCGACGCUUCUGCUUACAAGAAACUUUCCAAUGGAAAAUUCACUUGCCUUGUUUGCCCUUGCAACCCUGUAUUCGACACCCCGCUUUUGCUCUCCAUGCAUGGAAGAGGAUCACGCCAUAAAGCUGCGGAAUCGAAGAAGAAGGAGAGAGAAUUAUGGAGACAAGAAGAGAUAAGUAAGAGAUUAGCAUUGUCAAAGUGUGAUACGUCCACCUCGGGCAGUAAUGUAUCUCAUGAACAAUGUAGAAACGGGAAGAAACCGUUGAUUGAGCGCACACGGAAGGCAGCUUCUGAGAUAUUUUCUAAUGAUAUCAUUGAACAGAGGAAUAAAUGUAGGAAACCGGAUGGUGAAUCUGUGAUUAGUAGUUUUGUAUAUGGUCAAUCUACUGAAAUGGAGGUGCCUCGAAAGGAAGUAGUUGUUGAUCAGGUGCAACAAUUGGAUUAUAGAGAGCGUCAAGAGAGGGAACUGAAGUUCACGGCUGCUGGCUGGAAGCGUGACUGCCAUGGCAGGUGGUUUAAGGAUGAAAAUGUUGAGUUUGAGUCUGAUGAAGAAGAUCCGAAUGUUGUCUUAAAGGGUAACUGAGGAGUAUCAUUAAUAGAUAUCUGCAAAUUAUUUUUUGUAUAUGACUGACGACAUUGUAACUGGUUGUGUGCAUUUUUCGUCCGUUAAGAUGCAAACAUAUUGGCAUCAUAUGCAUCUAGGAAAUGACCAGCAAUUACAUUCCUUGCUGAUGUGUCCCAUCACAAUUUGUAUAUUACGUGGAAACUAUUCUCAGCCUUGCUAACUGAAUAUUGACAUGUGACAAUUAGAUGAGUUUGGUCUUGUUGUAUUCUUUCUCUCAAUGUCAUUUUGAGCUUCUUUUGGGCAUAUAUGCUUUGAGGUUGGUUGACUAAGCUCGAAGUGUUUUGGUACUAGUCGAACAAGUUUGAAAACUUUUUGAUGAGAAUGGAUUUCAACUAUUUCUGUUUGAAUCUGUAUUCAUUAUUUCCCCAGCAUCGUAUUGAAAAAUGCCAUGCAAAGCUAAAACCUUGUAGAAGGUUACUUUUGGGUUCAUGUAGCUUUGUCAUGCCUUGGUAGGAGGCACCUUUACUUCGAAGUUCUUGUACUUUGAAACGAACAUGAGCCUGUCAAGUGUCGAGUUACAAUAUAGAUGUAUCGUUAGCUAUUAUAUUUACAUGACCAGCAUAUUUCCGAAUUUACCUAAGUUUUGCUUCCCAUAUAAUUUGAAAGACCUACUACAUUUCGGUAAUUGUUGCACAAACUUGCAUCUUUUUGGGAAAUAGUAUAUUGAUUUUUGAUUCUCUGAUAAUUGUAGAUGGUAACAAAAUCAGCUUGAUAUUAGCAACCAUGAAACUAAAUGCUGGGUCCAUUUCUAAUUUACAAGUUCCCCUUAAGUUUUGCAACAUUAAGAGGCAGCAAUAACUCGUGUAAAUACACUUGUAGUCACCUGCUUGAUAGCAACUUCUCCAUCAUGUGCAGCCUUCUACCAAGCAAAUAGCUUUAGCAACAUGUAAAAUGAUAAUAGCUAACCAUAUGCUGCUUCUCUUGAUGAUUAUAAGGUAUUGAGCUUUGUUGUAAUUGUUAUCGAAGCGGAUAUGUUACGAUCAUGAUAAAACUCAUUUAGUUCAUGUUUGUUGAAGUAUAUAAUUGAUUAUGAUUUGAUCAGUUCUUUAUAUUUCGUAGGACUCAUAUUCUUCAAAGUUUGCAGUUUAUAAGUUGACAAGAAUCGAUUUAUUGAAAUGCAAAUAUUUGCUAAAGUUAUGCCUACUCGUGACACGUGCAUUGAACACAAGUUAGAUAAAGUGAACUUUAAAGAAUUGACAUGAGAUGAAACACUUCACGUGUUUCUUCUUUAGUUUUGUUCACUAUUGUGUAUUAGGAUCUCAAGAAAUUGUGGAGGUCAUUAUUAUUAUUAUUAUUAUUCCUGUAAAUGGUUGCGUCAAUUCAUCAACCAACUCUUUCAUAUGAAUGUAAUGAUAGAACAAAGGAACUUCAUUA
This is a messenger RNA of Olea europaea var. sylvestris, 2133 nucleotides long. Its product is annotated as sodium channel modifier 1-like. The record is from RefSeq and is a predicted model, not a curated record. Bases 55 to 717 code for a protein of 220 amino acids. The transcript has 3 exons. Gene Ontology annotation, biological process: RNA splicing. Lineage: Eukaryota; Viridiplantae; Streptophyta; Magnoliopsida; Lamiales; Oleaceae. Gene Ontology annotation, cellular component: nucleus.